Molecule: messenger RNA, 6202 nt
Organism: Pimephales promelas (fathead minnow)
Lineage: Eukaryota; Metazoa; Chordata; Actinopteri; Cypriniformes; Leuciscidae
Source: RefSeq, a predicted model, not a curated record
UCGAACCCGGGUCUUCGGGUAUAUAUAUAUAUAUAUAUAUAUAUACAGCUUUUUCCGAUUAAUUGUUGCCUAGCACUUUAUUACAGUGUACGGAUGGAUGGGAGGACAUGUUCUGCUCUUGAUGCUGUUCUUCCUCAGUAGUGUGAUUGAACACACACAUUUCUAUAGUUUAAGACUCUCCUCAAGAGACACGUGUGGUGAAAGAAGAGGAAAUCUUCUCCGAUUGCAGGGAAAUGUUGUAUGGUAGCAGCUGUGUUUGUGUCUGGAAAGCCCCGGAUCUGGUUCUCUAAGCUCAGAGAUGUUGUGGCGUUUACAUGCCCCCUGCUCCUCACCUAUUGACUUACUUUAUUAAAUAAACGCCCCUCAAAUCCUUCCACCAAAGUGAGUCUUUAUAGGAUUAGACGUGCGCAAACAGCCUCCAUCAGAGGGAUCCACUCUCUCCGGUGUGAUGGAGGAGCGCUGGCGUCACCAGAUGAUGAACUAAUGGAUGCAUCUACAGCUGUGACCCUUCAGACUUCCACCAAUGACACGCUUUCCACAUGUUACCAAGACCCGUCCACCCCUCGCCAUUUAAAACCUGCCAACCCGACCAAAGGCCGCUUUACACCUGUGGAAGAGAGAGGCACUGAGGCUCAUCUGGAUCUGGAAUAUAUUGGGAAUAAAUAAAGACCAACCAAUCAAUUUGUGGAGACAUCUGACUGAGGCUGAUGGUAAAGAAGUUCAGCUCUUCAGAGACACGAUGAGGGUUGUGCUGGUGUGUGUUCUGGCGCUUCAUCUGGCCGGGGUCAUGGGGCACUGGUGUGAACACACGGUGCAGGAGACGGUGGAGAGGAUGCUGUCCCCCCGUGAGCAGCGAGAGGUGGACUGUUCCUCGGUUUAUCAGUUUAACACACAGGGCUGGAGGCUGGACGUGGACCGGAUGCGGCACGAACACGGCGGAGACGACGGCAUCGCCCUUUAUUACAAGGGACAGGGGUCCAAAGCGUCCUGUUACAUAUUCAAACCUCCAGAGAUUGAGACGGAGACGCUGAACCGCACGCUCAGACAGUGUUGUGAAGGCUGGGCCGGCCCGCACUGCUCUCACGGAGUGGGUGCGCGGGGUCAGUGCUUCUCCACCUGGACGUGUGAGGAGUUCCCCGGGGUUGGUAACUCGUCCCUCAUGACGCUGGAGCAGUGCUGCGGUCACCUGUGGGGAUUGAGCUGGAGGAACGCAUCCGACCAGACGUGUCUGUCGUGCACAUACACACUCCUGCCCGACGUCAGGUCUUCUCCGGUCAUCCGUGGCGUCCGUGACCCGCAGGCGUCCGGCACCUGUAUGAGCUGGGGCGGGACACACUACCGUACCUUUGACCGGAAACACUUCCACUUCCAGGGCAGUUGCACGUACCUGUUGGCCUCGUCCACCGACGGGACCUGGGCCGUUUACUCCAGCUCAGUGUGUGACACCGCGGGACACUGUCGCAAGGGCCUGCGGAUGAUGUUGGGUCUCGGCUUGGUCUCUGUUCACAAAGGAAACAUGACAGUGAACGGCGUGUCUCUACCGCAGGGUAAACCGCUCUUCCAAAGCGGAGUCAGCGUUCACUGGCUGGGGGACUUUGUGUUUGUGGAGAGCGGUUUGGGCGUCAGACUGAAGUUCGACAUGGAGAACACCGUCUACCUGACCGUUACCGCAGAACACCUCACGGCCACUAGGGGGCUUUGCGGAGUUUACAACAACAACCCAGAUGAUGACUUCACUACCAGCGGUGGAAGUGUGUCUCAGUACGCCGCCAGUUUUGGAAACUCCUGGCGUGUACAAGAUCAGCAAGGCCAGGUGUGUAGUGAUGCUGCUGAGUUGGGCCACAGCUGUGAUCUCUCGAGUGACGUUACUCUUCGCCGUGACGCAGAAACAGCAUGUCAUCGUCUGAAGGAAAACCCCUUCUCACACUGCCAUCACCAGGUGGACCCCGGGCCGUACAUCGACACGUGUCUGUAUCUGUUCUGCAGUCUGGAGGCGAGCGAGAGAGAGACGGCGGUGUGCGAUACGCUAGCCGGCUACGUGCGCGAGUGUGCGACGCAACACGUCAUCAUCCGCUGGAGAAACGCCGGCUUCUGUGAGCGUGUGUGUCCGCGCGGUCAGGUGUUCUCGGACUGCGUGUCGUCCUGUCCUGCGAGCUGCUCGUCUCCCGGUCCCGCGGCGUCGGGUCAGUGUCGGGACGAGUGUGUGGGGGGGUGUGAGUGUCCCCCGGGGCUGGUCCUGCACGCGGGUCAGUGUGUGCGGCGGGCCGACUGUCCCUGUUUCCACCGGCGCCGCACAUACAGCGCAGGAGACGCCAUCACACAGAGGUGCAACACAUGUGUGUGUGGAGCCGGUCAGUGGGAGUGUUCUGGAGAGAGAUGUGAAGCUCAGUGCACUGUGAUCGGAGCGAUGCACGUCACAACAUUCGACCAGAAGAGAUUCAGCCUUCAGAGCGCAGACUGCCAGUUCACAGCCGUCGAGGAUUUCGUGGACCGGAAGUUGAGCGUGGGCAUCAGCGCAGGACAGUGUUCAGGAGGAUCUGCUGGGUGUCUGAGAGAGCUGAGAGUCACUGCGCUGAAGACUACACUCACUGUCACUGACUCAGGCUCAGUGCUGGUGAACGGUCAGCGAGAGCUUCUGCCGGUGGUCACAGGAGAUCUGAUGGUCCGAAAGUCUUCCUCCAGUGUUCUGCUGAUCCAGGCGUUCGGGGCUCGACUGAUGUGGCAUCUGGACGGGCCUCUUCUCCUCAUCACCCUACAGCCCGGCUUCGCUCAUAAGGUUCGAGGAUUGUGUGGCACUCUGACCUGGAGUCAGCAUGAUGAUUUCACCACACCCGAGGGGGACGUCGAGAACAGCGUGUCCUCGUUUGCCGCCAAAUUCAGAACGGGCUCCUGCCCUUUGCCCUUAGCGAUGACCUCUGACCCCUGCGGGAUGUACACCCAGCGGAGACAGUACGCAGAGAGUGUGUGCUCUGUGAUUCACAGCUCAGUGUUUCAGGCGUGUCAUGACGUGGUGGACCGAGAGCCGUACAUGCGUGUGUGUCUCAGUGAAGUGUGCGGCUGCGACCCGCUGAAGUCGUGCCAAUGCACCGUCCUCGCCGCUUACACCCGCCAGUGUGCCCAGGAGGGGGCGCCGCUCAGCUGGAGGAAUCGCACAUUCUGCUCGGUGCGGUGCUCUGGAGGACAGGUGUAUCAGGAGUGCGGGCGUCCGUGCGGGUCGUCCUGUGCCGAUCUGUGGAGCGGCUGGAGCUGCGAGGGCGACGAGGGCCGAGGGAACUGUGUGCCGGGGUGUCAGUGUCCCGCCGGACUGGCACAGGACACUCAGGGUCAGUGUGUGCCCGUCCACAUGUGUCCCUGCACACACGGAGGCCAGAUCUAUCCCGCGGGGAGCACCAGACAGAACAACUGCAACACCUGUGUGUGUGCGCGUGGCGUGUGGAACUGCACAGAUCUCUCGUGUCCGGAGGUCCAUCAGUGUCCAGGAUCUCUGGUCUUCUCUCCUCGGUCGUGUCUGAGGACGUGCUCCAGUCCCAUCUCUCCUCUGGACGCCUGUGCUGAGCCCAUCCACGGCUGUGUGUGUCCGGACGGGACGGUGCUGCUGGGUGAUCAGUGUGUGAAGCCAGACGAGUGUCCAUGUCAUCACAACGGCAGACUUUAUUUCACCAAUGACACCAUUUCUAAAGACUGCAACACAUGUGUGUGUGGCGAGCAGCGCUGGCACUGCGGUCAGGCGUUUUGCUCGGGAACCUGCGUGGCCACGGGCGACCCUCACUACAUCACGUUUGACGGGCGGCACUUCUCGUUCCUGGGCGACUGCGAGUACGUGCUGGCGCAGGAGUCCAGCGGGCUGUUCAGUGUGAGCGCAGAGAAUGUGCCGUGCGGGAGCACAGGGGUCACCUGCACCAAAUCUGUCACGCUCACCGUCGGGAACACCGCCAUACAUCUGCUGAGAGGGAAAUCCGUGACGGUGAACGGGAUUCCCGUGACUCUCCCGAAGGUGUAUUCGGGCAGCGGGCUGAUCCUGGAGCGGGUCGGGCUGUUCGUGUCCCUCUCGUCUCGGCUCGGAGUCUCUCUGCUCUGGGACGGAGGCAUGCGUGUUUACGUGCGGAUAACUCCUCAUUUGCGCGGCCGGGUUGGAGGAUUGUGUGGGAAUUUCGACGGAGACGCGGAGAACGACUUCACUACAAGACAAGGCAUCAUGGAGUCGACCCCGGAACUGUUCGGAAACUCCUGGAAGAUCAGCCCUUCGUGUCCUGAUGUCCCGGACCAGGAUCUCCGCGACCCCUGCGCUAUCAACCCUCACCGCGUGACGUGGGCCAAGAAGAAGUGUGCGGUGAUCAGCCAGGAGAUGUUCGGCUCGUGUCACUCAGAGGUGGCGUACCAGCAGUACUACGACUGGUGUGUCUUUGACGCCUGCGGGUGUGACUCUGGCGGCGACUGCGAGUGUUUGUGUACGGCUGUGGCUGCGUAUGCGGAGGAGUGUAACCGCAGAGGAGUGUACGUGCGCUGGAGGUCACAGGAACUCUGCCCGCUGCAGUGUGAGAACGGGCUGGUUUACGAGGCCUGUGGUCCCGCCUGUUCUCCAGCGUGUCCCAGCACUCCUUCCCUCUCUGAUUCUCUGUGCCGAAGCCUCUCCUGUGUGGAGGGAUGUUUCUGUCCUCACGGCACCGUUCGGCACGGUGAGGUGUGUAUUCCUCCGUCUCAGUGUCCGUGUGAGUGGGACGGGUCUUUAUUCCCGGCAGGAGCCGCUGUCACUCAACACUGUCAGAACUGCUCUUGCUCUGACGGCGCGUGGCGUUGCGUUGGGUCUCCGUGUCCUCCUCCGUCUCCCUGCGAGGACUCGGAGUUUCGCUGCUCGGCUGGAUCUCAGCGCUGUAUUCCCUCCGUCUGGCUCUGUGAUAACGAAGACGACUGUGGAGACGGUUCUGAUGAGGUCUGUCCGUUCACGUGUCCACCGGGUCGGUUCCGCUGCUCCACCGGAGCCUGUUUACCGCUGGAGCUCAGGUGUAACGGGCAUCCCGACUGCGCUGACCAAUCAGACGAGGACUUCUGUGAGCCGCACACGGCAGAACCCGGCUGUCCCGAUGGAGAGUUCAGGUGUGCUAACGGGCGCUGUCUGCCGGUGAGGAAAGUCUGUGAUGGGAGGCUGGAUUGUGGAUUUGCUGAUGAUUCUGAUGAGUACGACUGUGGGGCCGUGUGCCGGCCGGACGAGUUCCUCUGUUCCUCGGGCCGAUGUGUUCUGUAUCUGCACCGCUGCGACGGUCACGACGACUGCGGAGACUACAGCGACGAGAGAGAGUGUGUGUGUGCGCUCGGAGAGCUCCAGUGUCCCGGAGAUCAGUGUGUGUCCGCAGAGAGAGUGUGUGACGGUCACAGAGACUGUCCGUCCGGCGUCGACGAGCUCAUCUGUCCAGUCAAAGGUUGCAGUCAGUUUGAGUUCGGGUGUACGAGUGGCCAGUGUGUGCCGAUCGCGUGGCGCUGUGACGGAGAGACCGACUGCCUGGACGGGAGCGAUGAGAAACCGUGUUCCCGUACCUGUCAACCGGACCAGUUCCUCUGCCACAGCGGAGACCAGUGUGUCCAACACCAGCAUCUGUGUGACGGGACGCCCCACUGCAGGGACGCCUCAGACGAGAGCCUGGACAACUGCGGUUCCUUACGGAUUCCUCCCUGUCUGGACAGUUUCUCGUGUGAUAAUCGCACAUGUGUGAACGUUUCACGUGUGUGUAACGGGGUUCCCGACUGCCCUAAAGGAGAGGACGAGAUACUCUGCGAUAAAGUCAGGCCCUCCACAGCGCCCCCUAGUGAGCGAAACACCAGUCGCGUCUGUCCCGAGUUCACCUGUGCUGAUGGGUCCUGCGUUCCCUUCAACACGUUGUGUAACGGUGCAGCAGACUGUGUGUCGGACGGGUCCGAUGAGACGGGCUGUGGUGUUUGGGGCCCCUGGAGCCCCUGGAGCCCGUGCAGCCGCAGCUGUGGAUCCGGGACCGUGAGCCGGCAGAGACGCUGCCACCCAGAGGAUCCAGACGGACACUGCAGAGGAGAGCAAACACAACGACAGCAGUGUUACUCCACCGCCUGCCCGGUGGAUGGCUACUGGCUGCCGUGGGUCACAUGGUCGAACUGCAGUCAAGGUUGUGGUGGUGUUGAGGUCCGCCAGAGAGAGUGUUUCCCGCCACAGAACGGAGGGCCGAACCUGCACUGA